AUGAACGUAUUAAGGAUUUUAAUACCGUGCGCGUUGCAGCGAGGGGAAGAAAGUGACGUUGAUAACAGAAGUGGCUGCUGGUCAUCACUGGGAAAAGGACGUGGUAAUGAUGGUGAACGUAUGACCCGUAGAAUGGGAGCAUCGGCCUCUUCAAAUCUUGCCGCUGUUGAACGAAAAAAGAAAGUAACUGGUUUCGCAACUCUGCGGAAGAAGUUCAUCCGGAGACGUCGCUCCUCAAAGGCUUGCGACCACGGCCGAGUGAUACGAGAGUUGGUGUCAACCUGGAGUCCCUUGGAAGCGUCAGCGUUGCUGGAGGAGUACGAAGCUCUCGCUGCGCUGAAAGAUCUCCACGUGCAAGCAGAAUUGGCGCGUCCACCAGCCGCGACCUUCAAGCAGGAUCUGUCGACUCUGUACGACUACAAGCACUGCACAGACGUGGAUCUAGUCUACCGAGGCGCUUGUUUUCCAGUUCAUCGCGCCUUACUAUCAGCGCGGUGCCCUUACUUCCGCGAGCUGCUGUCCGGCUGUCCUGGCUACGGAGCGCGGAUAUGUCUGGAGUUAAGGACACCUAAUCUGGAAAUUCACAUGUUCUCAGCACUACUGCGUUACCUGUACACCGGAGACAUCUGUUCACACGACAGCUCACUGGACCCCAGCCUGUUAAGACGGCUCGGCGAGGAAUUCGGAACUCCCAACCACCUGGAUCACGACUUGCGUUACUUACUGGAGACUGGGGACUACGCUGACGCUGCGUUGGUCUUCACGUCUGACGGAGACUACCAGCGACCUGACAGCGGCAGCUCUGAGUACGGAUUUCGUCCUAAAUUAGAAUUGCCCUGUCACAAAGCGAUCCUCUCAGCCAGGUCGACAUUCUUUCGCAAUCUGAUUCUCCGAAGGACAAGGUCUUGUGAAGACCAUACCGAGCGGGCGCUUCAUAUACCCACGAGAAUUGUCCUCGACGAGAGUGUCAUUCCCAAGAGAUACGCCAGAGUGCUUUUGCAUGCUGUUUACCUGGACACUGUCGAUCUGUCGCUGAUUUUGAGAGGCAGCGGCUGUGGCAGCAGCACUGGCAGUCUCGGGGAAGUUCAAGCUUUGACACACACUGGCCGGAUGCGUCCGAGUCCGCUUGAAGAAGCUAUGGAGCUUUAUCAGAUUGGACGGUUUCUAGAGCUCGAUAUUCUGUCUCAAGGAUGCGAAGACCUUAUUCUAGAGUGCUUAACGCAAGAAUCACUGCCUACUGUCCUCAGGUGGGGAAGUCAGCCUCACGGCUCGGCCUGGGUCCACAGACAAGCCCUACACUUUCUACGAGAAGAGUUCCAAUCGAUAGCUUCCUCGACAGUUCUAUUUCAGCUAGACCAUAUUCACCUGGCUCAGUCUCUCCAGAGUCAUUUUCUCCAGGCAAGUGAGCUAGAGGUGCUGCAGGCUGUGCUCAAAUGGGGCGAACAGGAGCUGGUGAGAAGGAUGGAGGACCGAGAACCGAACAUCCUCAGCCACACCGUUCACUCGGUUACACGUAAAGGCGUCAAAAAGCGCGAUCUCAGUGACAUCGAACUACGUGAAAUUCUGAGUGAACUCUUGCCGCUCGUUAGAAUGGACCAUGUACUGCCGCCCAAUAAUGAAAUUCUUAUGCAGAGUCUAGUCGAAGAACACAUGAUCCAAGAAGCUGAGUUAGUCAGAUUAAGAAGGGCACGAUACAUUCCUGAUAUACCAGAUACUCUGUACAUGGUUGAUGAGAAGCCAAGAUCUAUGGGUACUGCCGGUGUCGACGUACUAGCCGCAGCUCUUCCUGAUGCAGUAACAAUGUCAGCGAUGUUGAAACGCGAACAAAAACUCCGUCAAUCCCCGAGCUGCCAACGCGCAAUGUCUCUACCGUUAUCCUGUCGACAUGAGAUCAGCAGACAAGUUCGACUACGCGUCGUACGUGAAUUUAAUUUACCCGACGCUGUCGCUGAUCUUCUAGAGAAUGCUGCUUGCUACAACGCUGAACAAGAGGAGUCUAUGACAGAUAUGGAAAACUUGGAGCCGGUCAGUACUAAUAGCAUUAAUAUCAGUGGCACUUCUGCAGUCUGUUACGGCCGAAAUAUGACUUUCCCGCGGCCAAACUCGUCCUAUGGUAUUAGACACGAACUUCCUGCUGUUGUUACGGAGGGAGAGAAUUACAGGCUUCCAGGAGAGGGCCAUUUAUCAGGAAUAAUGCCCGACGUAGCAAUGGCCACUGCGUCAUUCGGAGCUCUCCAGCUAGCAGAGCAGCAAGAACUGGAGCUGGAUCUUGGAGACGGCGCGUCUCACCUCCUACAUCCUGUUCCUGGACCUGGUUCCGCCGGGGUUCACCACCCGCUGUUGUCUCACCAGCGUCAGCGACACUACGCCGGGCUUCCACCGCAUCCCUAUAUGUAUCAUCGCUCCAACACCGGUUUGCCUAGAUUUAUAUGA
This is a messenger RNA of Cotesia congregata, 2433 nucleotides long. NCBI's taxonomy places the organism in Eukaryota, Metazoa, Arthropoda, Insecta, Hymenoptera, Braconidae. The record is from the annotation of a GenBank genome assembly.